This is a messenger RNA of Gryllus bimaculatus (two-spotted cricket), 1734 nucleotides long. The record is from the annotation of a GenBank genome assembly. NCBI's taxonomy places the organism in Eukaryota, Metazoa, Arthropoda, Insecta, Orthoptera, Gryllidae.
AUGAUUGGACUGGUGAACGGGUUGGAUCCGCCCACGCGAAAGCGCCCGCCCGACCGACCGCCCGCCCGCCCGCCAGCCUGCCUGCCCGCGUGUCCUGCGGCGAAACCCGUCGUCGACGACGAGAGGAGAGAUCGGAGCAGUCGGGGACAGGAAAGAAAGCAGCGAAAUCUGCCGAUCGAGUCCGUUGCUCUUAUUUCGGUCGUGUGUUGCUCUGCCUUCACCUACCUUGACAAAGUGAACUUACCCCCGCCCCCUCUCGCCCCCACCAUCGCCCCGCCUCCGCCCCCGCUAACACAAGAGGGCGCAACGGCCUUGCACCAGCGAGGCGCGGAAGAGGCGCUCUUGUGCCAACCCGCAUGGCCGCAACGUCCCCCCCAUGCCCCCGCCCCCUCGCCUCCCACCACUCUCCGCCCCAGCUCCGCCCCCACGCCCGCCGCGCGGCACGCGUUUCCGCGCCGGACACCUUUACUGCAGCGCUUUUCUCCUGGGCGGGAAAGGGCGGGAGGGGGGCGCGCCGCAGCGGCAGGAAACACAAAACCGCGGACGCUCAACCCAGGUGGCCGCUGUAUCCAUAGCCCUCCAAGCCGCCGCCCCUCCGUAGCCACCGAAGCCGCCGUAGCCGUGGCCGUCGACCUUGACUGGCACGCCCACCGGCACCUUCACUGGGUAGGCGACGGGUUUCUCCACGGGGUAGGGCACGGGCUUCUCCACGGGCACCUUAACGGGGUAAGGCACGGGCUUCUCGACGGGGUACGGCACGGGCUUCUCCACCGGGUACGGCACCGGCUUGGGCACGUGGACGGGGUAGGGCCUGUCGACGGGCACCUUCACGGGGUAGGGCACGGGCUUCUCGACUGGGUAGGGCACGGGCUUCUCAACGGGGUAAGGCACGUGCUUCUCGACGGGCACGGGGUAAGGUUUGAGGACGGGCACGGCCACGGGACGGUCGUAGGGGACCUUGACUGGGUAAGGCACUGGCUUCUCGACGGGGUAGGGCACGGGUUUCUCCACGGGGACGGGGUAGGGCUUGGGCACAUGCACGGGCACCGGCCUGUCAACAGGCACCUUGACGUGGACAGGGUACGGGCGAUCUACAGGCACGGCGUACGGGACCUUGACGUGCACGGGGUAAGGUUGGGGGACGGGAACCUUAACUUCCACGGGGUAGGGGGCGGGGACCUUCUUUUCGACCACGACGGGGUAGGGCUUAGGGACGUAGACGUGAUAGGGCUGCGGGACGGGUACCUUCACGUGGACAGGGUAGGGGACCUUCUUCUCCACGUGGACGGGCACGGCGUAGGGGCGGUCCACUGGCACCUUGACGGGCACCGGGUAGGGCUUCUCGACGGUGACUGGGUAGGGCUUCUCCACGGGCACGUGCACCGGGUAUGGGCGGUCGACGGGCACCUUGACGGGGUAGGGCACGGGCUUCUCGACGGGGUAGGGCACGUGCUUCUCGACGGGCACGUGGACGGGGUAGGGCUGCGGCACCGGGAUGCCGACCUUGUGGGUGACGGAGACUGUCUUGACUCCCCGCCCCGCCCAAGUCCCCGCCCCGAGGUCGAAGAGCCCGCGCUUGGUGGGCUUGCCCUUGCCGCCGUCGGCGUUCGACGCGUCCUCCGCCGCCGCCGCCACCGACGCCUCCGCUGCCGGAGACGCCUCCGCCGCCGGCGGCGCCGCCGCCGCAGCCUGCUCCUCCGCUGCCGCCGCCGCUGCUGCCAGCAGCAGCGCUAG